Aureobasidium namibiae CBS 147.97 is the source of this 1845-nucleotide messenger RNA. RefSeq names its product glucose-methanol-choline oxidoreductase. The record is from RefSeq and is a predicted model, not a curated record. The transcript has 4 exons. Bases 1 to 1845 code for a protein of 614 amino acids. Gene Ontology annotation, molecular function: oxidoreductase activity, acting on CH-OH group of donors; flavin adenine dinucleotide binding. Gene Ontology annotation, biological process: secondary metabolite biosynthetic process. NCBI's taxonomy places the organism in Eukaryota, Fungi, Ascomycota, Dothideomycetes, Dothideales, Saccotheciaceae.
AUGAAGGGAUUUGCUGGCAUCACUUCUCUGGCUUCAGCCUUGAGUCAUCAUUCUCAGGCAGCACCUGCUGGGUAUAACAACAAUUUGCUACCCAGGAACAGUGUUCAAGCAAAACCUGGUUCGUCAUCUUUUGACUAUGUCAUUGUUGGCGGUGGAACAGCGGGUCUCGCAAUAGCUGCAAGACUUUCGGAAGAUGGUUCGAAGAGCGUCGCAGUCAUCGAAGCCGGCACCUACUACGAAACUUUCGGCAACACCAGUGAGAUUCCUCUCUACAAUUCUGCCUGGACCGGCAAAGAUCCCACAGACACGAACCCCAACAUUGACUGGAACUUUGUCACGACACCCCAGAAGGGAGUGCUGAACGCAAAGAUACACUAUCCUCGUGGCAAAUGCUUGGGAGGCAGCAGUGCACGCAACUACAUGGGCUAUCUCAGGGGAACGAAGAACUCGUAUCAGCAAUGGGCCCAACUGGUCGGCGACAGCUCUUACACCUACGACAACUGGCUGCCUUACUUCGAAAAAAGUCUGAGCUUUACACCUUCAGACAUGACAAAACGUGCUCAGAAUGCUACUCCGCAAUACGACACUGGCAGUCUUGGGAAGGGUGGUCCACUCUCAAUCACUUUUCCCAACUAUGCCCAGGCUAUGUCUUCGUGGGUACAGAAAGGUAUGCAGGAGCUGGGUAUCGCAGCCAGUAACGGCAUCACCAGCGGAGUGCUCAUGGGCUCUUCUUAUGUCAUUGCGGCUCUUCAACUCAGCCAGAAGCGCGAGUCCUCUGAGACUGCCUUCUUGACCCCAGCAGCAAACAGAGCUAAUCUCAAGAUCUAUGACAACACUAUGGCGAAGAAGAUCGUCUUUUCUGGCAAGAAGGCAAAGGGCGUCGUCGCUUCCACAGCAGGUCAGCAAUACACCUUGUCGGCCAAACGCGAGGUGAUCCUCGCCGCCGGUGCGUUCCAAUUACCACAGUUGCUGAUGGUUUCGGGUGUUGGUCCUGCUGCAGCGCUGAAUAAGUACAACAUUCCCGUCAUCGCAGAUCGUUCUGGAGUGGGUCAGAACAUGCAAGACCACAUCUUGAUGGGCCCUAGCUACCGAGUGAAUGUCAUCACUGCCUCGGCCAUGGCAGAUCCUGCAUUCGCCGCUCAAGCCGCUAAUCUCUUCAUCAACAACCAAUCUGGCAUUCUGACGAGCCCUGUCGGUGACUUCGGCGGAUGGGAGAAGCUGCCUGCACGCCUAGGCAACGACUUGUCGCCAGCCACACAGUCGGCUCUCAACUCUCUUCCGCCAGACUGGCCCGAUAUUGAGUUUCUCAGCAUGGGCGGCUAUUUGGGAUACCAAGAGAACGGAAGCCAGCCUCUGGAUGGAUACAACUACGCCACUGUCGCCAUUGCUCUUCAAGCUCCACAGUCGCGUGGGUCAAUUAGUAUCAGUAGUGCGGAUACUAAUGACCCACCUGUCAUCGAUCCUGGAUGGUUGACUAGCCCGAUAGAUCAAGAAGUCGCGGUCGCUGGCUACAAACGAGUCCGCGAGAUUUUUGCUACCAAGGCCAUCGCUCCAGCUUUGAUUGGAGGCGAAGUCUUCCCCGGCUCUCAGGUAUCCUCAGAUGCCGACAUACUUGCGCUCAUCAAGAAAUCUGUCGGUUCAGUCUUCCAUGCGUCAUGCACAUGUGCGAUGGGUAAAGCUAGCGACAAGAAUGCUGUCGUCGAUUCGAAUGCCAACGUCAUUGGCGUCAAUGGAGUACGCGUUGUUGAUGCUAGUGCCUUCCCUUUCCUACCGCCAGGACAUCCGAUGGCCACGGUUUAUGCUUUGGCCGAGAAAAUUGCUGCUCAAAUUUUGAGUCAGUCCUGA